Molecule: messenger RNA, 5405 nt
Organism: Molossus molossus (Pallas's mastiff bat)
Lineage: Eukaryota; Metazoa; Chordata; Mammalia; Chiroptera; Molossidae
Product: cadherin-23-like
Exons: 33
Coding region: 709-5265 (1518 amino acids)
Biological process (GO): homophilic cell-cell adhesion
Cellular component (GO): catenin complex; plasma membrane
Molecular function (GO): cadherin binding; calcium ion binding
Source: RefSeq, a predicted model, not a curated record
UUCUACCACCUGGUGGUCACCGUGGAGGACGAGGGCACCCCGCCUCUGUCAGCCACCACUCACGUGUACGUGACCAUCGUGGACGAGAAUGAUAAUGCACCUGUGUUCCAGCAGCCCCACUACGAGGUCUUACUGGAUGAGGGCCCAGACACCAUCAACGCCAGCCUCGUCACCAUCCAGGCACUGGACCUGGACGAGGGGCCCAAUGGCACAGUCACCUACGCCAUCAUUGCAGGCAACAUCAUCAACACUUUCCGCAUUGACAGACACACGGGUGUCAUCCGUGCUGCCAAGGAGCUGGACUACGAGAUCAGCCAUGGCCGCUACACCCUGAUCGUCACAGCCACAGACCAGUGCCCCAUCUUGUCCCACCGCCUCACCUCCACCACCACGGUGCUUGUGAACGUGAAUGACAUCAAUGACAACGUGCCCACCUUCCCCCGAGACUAUGAGGGGCCAUUUGAUGUCACCGAGGGCCAGCCGGGGCCUCGAGUAUGGACCUUCUUGGCCCAUGACCGGGACUCGGGCCCCAACGGGCAGGUGGAGUACAGCAUCGUGGACGGAGACCCUCUGGGGGAGUUUUUGAUCUCUCCUGUGGAGGGUGUGCUGCGGGUCCGGAAGGAUGUGGAGCUGGACCGGGAAACCAUUGCCUUCUAUAACCUGACCAUCUGUGCUCGCGACAGAGGUGUGCCCCCACUCAGUUCCACGAUGCUGGUGGGGAUUCGGGUGCUGGACAUCAACGACAAUGACCCUGUGCUGCUGAACCUCCCCAUGAACGUCACCAUCAGUGAGAACAGCCCCGUCCGCAGCUUCGUCGCCCACAUCCUGGCCAGCGACGCUGACAGCGGGUGCAAUGCCCUGCUCACCUUUAACAUCACCGCAGGCAACCGGGAGCGGGCCUUCUCCAUCAACGCCACGACAGGGAUUGUCACCGUGAACCGGCCCCUGGACCGUGAGCGGAUCCCGGAGUACAAGCUGACCAUUUCCGUGAAGGACAACCCGGAGAACCCACGCAUAGCCAGGAGGGAUUUUGACUUGCUGCUGAUCUUUCUUGCGGACGAGAAUGACAACCACCCCCUCUUUACUGAGAGCACCUACCAGGCAGAGGUGAUGGAGAACUCGCCUGCUGGGACCCCCCUCACAGUGCUCAAUGGGCCCAUCCUGGCCCUGGAUGCAGACCUGGACGUCUAUGCCGUGGUGACCUACCAGCUGCUGGGUGCCCAGAGCAGCCUCUUUGACAUCGACAACAGUACGGGUGUCGUGACAGUGAGGUCAGGUGUUGUCAUUGACCGGGAGGCCUUCUCACCUCCCAUCUUGGAGCUGCUGUUGCUGGCUGAGGACAUUGGGCUGCUCAAUGGCACAGCUGACCUGCUCAUCACCAUCCUGGAUGACAAUGACAACUGGCCCAUCUUUAGCCCUGCUGCCCUCACUAUCCACUUGCUGGAGAACUGCCCACCAGGAUUCUCCAUCCUUCAGGUCACAGCCACAGAUGAGGACAGUGGCCUCAAUGGGGAGCUGAUCUACCGAAUAGAAGCCGGGGCUCAGGACCGCUUCCUCAUCCACCCCAUCACAGGGGUCAUCCGCGUUGGCAAUGUCACCAUCGACAGGGAGGAGCAGGAAUCCUACAGGCUGACAGUGGUGGCCUCUGACCGGGGCACUGUUCCUCUCUCUGGCACGGCCAUCAUCACUGUUCUUAUUGAUGAUGUUAACGACUGCCGCCCCGAGUUCCUCAACCCCAUCCAGACGGUGAGCGUGCUGGAGUCAGCAGAGCCAGGCACCGUCAUUGCCAAUGUCACAGCCAUCGACCGCGACCUCAACCCAAAGCUGGAAUACCACAUCAUUGACAUUGUGGCCAAGGACGACACUGACCGCCUGGUGCCCCACCAGGAGGACGCCUUUGCUGUGAAUAUCAACACAGGGUCUGUAAUGGUGAAGUCCCCCCUGAACCGGGAGCUGGUUGCCACCUAUGAGGUCACUGUCUCGGUGAUUGACAAUGCCAGUGACCUACCAGAGCGCUCUGUCAGCGUGCCAAAUGCCAAGCUGACAGUCAACAUCCUGGAUGUCAAUGACAACACACCCCAGUUCAAGCCCUUCGGGAUCACCUACUACACAGAAAAGGUCCUGGAGGGGGCCACCCCGGGCACCACGCUCAUCGCCGUAGCCGCCGUGGACCCUGACAAGGGCCUCAAUGGGUUGAUCACCUACACCCUGCUGGACCCGAUGCCCCCGGGCUACGUCCAGCUGGAAGACUCCUCAGCGGGGAAAGUCAUUGCCAACCGGACGGUGGACUACGAGGAAGUGCACUGGCUCAACUUUACUGUGAGGGCUUCAGACAAUGGGUCCCCACCCCGGGCAGCUGAGAUCCCUGUCUACCUGGAGAUUGUAGACAUCAAUGACAACAACCCCAUAUUUGAUGAGCCUUCCUACCAGGAAGCCAUCUAUGAGGAUGUGCCUGUGGGCACAGUCAUCCUGACGGUCACAGCUACUGAUGCCGACUCGGGCAACUUUGCCCUCAUUGAGUACAGCCUCGGAGACGGAGAGGGCAAGUUCGCCAUCAACCCCACGACGGGUGACAUCUAUGUGCUGUCCUCUCUGGACCGGGAGAAGAAGGACCACUAUAUCCUGACUGCCUUGGCCAAAGACAACCCUGGGGAUGUAGCCAGCAACCGUCGAGAAAAUUCGGUGCAGGUGGUGAUUCAGGUGCUAGAUGUCAAUGACUGCCGGCCACAGUUCUCCAAGCCCCAGUUCAGCACCAGCGUUUACGAGAAUGAACCAGCGGGCACCUCCGUCAUCACCAUGAUGGCCACCGACCAGGAUGAGGGCUCCAAUGGGGAGCUGACCUACUCACUUGAGGGCCCUGGCGAGGAGGCCUUCCACGUGGACAUGGAUUCAGGCCUGGUGACCACAAAGCGGCCAUUGCAUUCCUACGAGAGGUUCAACCUGACUGUGGUGGCCACAGAUGGUGGAGAGCCCCCACUCUGGGGCACGACCAUGCUCCUGGUGGAGGUCAUCGACGUCAAUGACAAUCGCCCUGUCUUUGUGCGCCCCCCCAACGGCACCAUCCUGCACAUCAGAGAGGAGAUCCCACUGCGCUCCAACGUGUACGAGGUCUACGCCACAGACAAGGAUGAGGGUCUGAAUGGGGCUGUGCGCUACAGCUUCCUGAAGACCACGGGCAACCGGGACUGGGAGUACUUCACCAUUGACCCAAUCAGCGGCCUCAUCCAGACAGCGCAGCGCCUGGACCGUGAGAAGCAGGCCUUGUACAGCCUAAUCCUGGUGGCCAGCGACCUGGGUCAGCCAGUGCACUAUGAAACCAUGCAGCCGCUGCAGGUGGCCCUGGAUGACAUCGACGACAAUGAGCCCCUCUUCCUGAGGCCUCCAAAAGGCAGCCCCCAGUACCAGUUGCUGACCGUGCCUGAGCACUCACCACGUGGCACCCUCGUGGGCAACGUGACAGGAGCUGUGGACGCAGACGAGGGCUCCAACGCCAUCGUAUACUACUUCAUCGCAGCUGGGAACGAAGAGAUGAACUUCCAUCUUCAGCCUGACGGGCGUCUGCUGGUGCUCAAGGACCUGGAUCGGGAGCGCGAAGCUCUCUUCUCCUUUAUUGUCAAGGCCUCAAGCAAUCGCAGCUGGACACCUCCCCGUGGGCCCUCACCAUACCUGGACCUGGUCACUGACCUCACCCUGCAGGAGGUGCGCGUUGUGCUAGAGGACAUCAAUGACCAGCCACCACGCUUCACCAAGGCUGAGUAUACUGCAGGAGUGGCCACUGAUGCCAAGAUGGGCUCAGAGUUGAUCCAGGUGCUGGCCCUGGAUGCAGACAUUGGCAACAACAGCCUGGUCUUCUACAGCAUCCUGGCCAUUCACUACUUCCGGGCCUUUGCCAAUGACUCUGAGGAUGUGGGCCAGGUCUUCACCAUGGGGAGUGUGGAUGGCAUCCUGCGCACCUUCGACCUCUUCAUGGCCUACAGUCCCGGCUACUUUGUGGUAGACGUUGUGGCCCGGGACCUGGCAGGUCACAAUGACACAGCUAUCAUCGGCAUUUACAUCCUGAGGGAUGACCAGCGCGUCAAGGUCGUCAUCAAUGAGAUUCCCGACCGUGUGCGUGGCUUUGAGGAGGAGUUCAUCCGCCUGCUCUCCAACAUCACGGGUGCCAUUGUCAACACGGACGAUGUGCAGUUCCACGUGGAUAAGAAGGGCCGGGUGAACUUCGCACAGACGGAGCUGCUCAUCCAUGUGGUGAACCGAGAUACCAACCGCAUCCUGGACGUGGACCGGGUGAUCCAGAUGAUCGACGAGAACAAGGAGCAGCUGCGGAAUCUUUUCCGGAAUUAUAACGUCCUGGACGUGCAGCCAGCCAUCUCUGUCCAGCUGCCCGAUGACAUGUCUGCCCUGCAGAUGGCGAUCAUUGUCCUGGCCAUCCUCCUCUUCCUGGCUGCCAUGCUCUUCAUCCUCAUGAACUGGUACUACCGGACCGUACACAAGAGGAAACUCAAAGCAAUAGUGGCUGGCUCCGCAGGGAAUCGAGGCUUCAUCGACAUCAUGGACAUGCCCAACACCAACAAGUAUUCCUUUGAUGGGGCCAACCCAGUAUGGCUGGAUCCUUUCUGCCGGAACCUGGAACUGGCCGCCCAGGCCGAGCAUGAGGACGAUCUGCCAGAGAACCUGAGUGAGAUCGCUGACCUGUGGAGCAGCCCCACCCGCACCCACGGAACUUUUGGGCGUGAACCAGCAGCGGUGAAACCUGAAGAAGACCGGUACUUGCGGGCAGCCAUCCAGGAGUAUGACAACAUCGCCAAGCUGGGCCAGAUCAUUCGGGAGGGGCCCAUCAAGGGCUCGCUGCUGAAGGUGGUCCUGGAGGAUUACCUGCGGCUCAAAAAGCUCUUUGCACAGCGGAUGGUGCAAAAAGCCUCCUCCUGCCACUCCUCCAUCUCCGAGUUGAUCCAGACAGAGCUGGAGGAGCCAGGGGAGCGCAGCCCAGGCCAGGGCAGCCUGCGCUUCUGCAAGCCGCCUCCGGAGCUCAAGGGGCCCGAUGGAAUCCACAUGGUGCACGGCAGCACGGGCACACUCCUGGCCACUGACCUCAACAGCCUGCCCGAGGAUGACCAGAAGGGCCUGGGCCGCUCACUGGAGACGCUGACGGCUGCUGAGGCUAGUGCCUUGGAGCGCAACGCCCGCACGGAGUCCGCCAAAUCGACGCCCCUGCACAAGCUGCGAGAUGUGAUCAUGGAGAGCCCCCUGGAGAUCACAGAGCUAUGACUAGACGGGGGAGCCUCACUGGACCGUGGGGUGUGGGCCCCUUCAGGGUACCCUGGCCAUGACCUUGGGUUGGUCCGGUGGCUGCAGCCUGCCCAUCAGCAGCCGAUUCCACUCUGCCAGGCACUCAUUCAGCAUCUGAU